This is a messenger RNA of Moesziomyces antarcticus, 2973 nucleotides long. RefSeq names its product lysyl-tRNA synthetase. Gene Ontology annotation, cellular component: cytoplasm; cytosol. Gene Ontology annotation, biological process: lysyl-tRNA aminoacylation. The transcript has 5 exons. NCBI's taxonomy places the organism in Eukaryota, Fungi, Basidiomycota, Ustilaginomycetes, Ustilaginales, Ustilaginaceae. The record is from RefSeq and is a predicted model, not a curated record. Bases 1 to 2973 code for a protein of 990 amino acids. Gene Ontology annotation, molecular function: oxidoreductase activity; ATP binding; tRNA binding.
AUGCCGGCUAACGAUGCAACGGACAAGCUACACUUUGGCUCGUACGCCACACUGUCCGAUGGCAAUCGCAUCCCAAGGCUGGGCCUCGGCGUGUACGAGAUGUCGGACCAAGAAGCCUCGCGCGCCGUCACCUGGGCGCUCCAGGCCGGCUAUCGUCACUUUGAUUGCGCAGAGUGGUACUACAACGAGCAGAGUGUCGGAUCGGCCAUCUCGCGCUUCCUUGCUUCGCCAGGCUGCCCCAUCAGCCGCGGCGACAUCUUUUACUGCUCCAAGCUGCAAUCCAACAACGGCUACCACGCAACCAAGCGUAGCAUCGCCGAGUCGGUCAAAAAGUGUGGCCUGGGAUACAUUGAUCUCUACCUCAUCCACAGCCCCUACGGCGGUCGCGACAACCGACUCGAAAGCUGGAGGGCCAUCCAGAAGGCCAAAGACCAGGGCCUCGUCAAGAGCAUCGGUGUCAGCAACUACGCCGAAAGACACAUCCAGGAGCUUCUCGACUCGAACCCCAAGUACCCACCCGCCGUCAACCAGUGCGACCUGCAUCCUUUCAUGGCGCGUCUGAAGCUCGUCGAAUACUGCCGCGCAAACAGCAUCGCUUUGGAGUGCUGGGGUCCCCUUGUGCGCGCCGAAAGGUUCGAUCACCCCACCAUCAAAGAGCUUGCAUCCAAGCAUUCGGCCACGCCUGCUCAGGUGCUCAUGUACGUGCACUGCCGUUCCGCCGCCGCCCGGAUUCGCUUCUCGCUCCAACGAGGCUACAUCACAAUCCCCAAGUCGGUCUCGCAACACAGGAUCAUCGAAAACGCCAACGUGUUUGCAUUCGAGCUGGACCGAGCCGACAUGGAUCAUCUGCUUGACCUCGACGAAUACCUAGUGACCGAUUGCCAGAAGGCGUUCCUUCACCCUGGAGCCCUCUCUCCGCUCGACCUGUGCGUCGGAUGCCAACCUGGAAACGGCUUUUUCCCGUGGCCAGAAGAGCUGGUCGCCCUUCCUUCUUCCACCUCCACCAGCUACGACUCUCCCCUGCAUUCGGUCUUCGAGCUUUGGAUGAUCACGCCCUUCACCCGAUCUCUCACUCGUGUCGCCAGAUCGCUGCCUCUGUCCAUCUCCCACCCACUUCGCCUUCCGAACCGGCUCGCCUAUCCCUCUCCACUCUGCAUCGUCGUGCGCAACAUGUCUGCCACCGACGCCGCCAACCAACCCGACGCGGUCAACCUCGUCAAGGAUGACGCUACCGGCGAGAUGGUCUCCAAGUCCGAGCUCAAGCGUCGCAUGAAGCAGCGCGAGAAGGACGCCAAGAAGGCCUCCAAGGCCGCCGAGGCUCCCGCCCCCGCUGCCGGCGCCAAGUCCGCCGCUGCUGCCGAGGAGGACCUCAACCCCAACCAGUACUACGAGCGUCGCUUCAGGACCAUCGCCGCCCUCCGCGAGUCCAAGAACCCCGACCCCUACCCGCACAAGUUCCACGUCUCCAUCUCGCUCUCCGACUUCAUCUCCAAGUACGAGGGCAAGGUCGAGGCGGGCCAGCACCUCGACAACGAGGAGGUCAGCAUCGCCGGCCGCCUCCACAACAUGCGCUCCGCCGGCCAGAAGCUGCGCUUCUACGACCUCCACGGCGAGGGCGUCAAGGUGCAGAUCACCGCCCAGCUCCAGGACCACACUGACGGCGACUUUGCCGCCAUCCACGACCUCCUCCGCCGCGGCGACAUUGUCGGCGUCACCGGCGUGCCCGGCAAGACCAAGAAGGGCGAGCUGUCCAUCUUCCCGCGCUCCAUCAAGCUGCUCUCGCCCAGCCUCAAGAUGCUGCCCAAGGCGUCCCAGGGCGACAAGGGCGGCUUCACCGACACCGAGCAGCGCCACCGCAAGCGCUACCUCGACCUCAUCAUGAACAACCACGUGCGCGACAUCUUUGUCAAGCGCGCCAAGGUCAUCAACUACGUCCGUCGCUUCCUCGACAACCUCGGCUUCCUCGAGGUCGAGACGCCCAUGAUGAACCAGAUCGCAGGCGGCGCCACCGCCAAGCCGUUCGUCACCUUCCACAACGACCUCAAGCUCGACCUCUUCAUGCGCAUCGCUCCCGAGCUCUUCCUCAAGGAGCUCGUCGUCGGCGGCCUCGACCGCGUCUACGAGAUCGGUCGCGUCUUCCGCAACGAGUCGAUCGACCAGACGCACAACCCCGAGUUCUCCAUCUGCGAGUUCUACAUGGCCUACGCCGACAUGUACGACCUCAUGGACAUCACCGAGUCCAUGAUCUCGGGCCUCGUCAAGGCGGUGACUGGCUCGUACAAGAUCAAGUACCACCCGGAUGGCAAGGAUGUCGAGGGUGGUCGCGAGUACGAGAUCGACUUUUCGACGCCCUGGAAGCGUUUCGACAUGAUCAAGGAGCUUGAGAAGGCCACGAACACGACCUUCCCGCCUGCGGAUCAGCUGCACACCGAAGAGACGCGCAAGUGGCUUUCGGAUCUGGCUGCCAAGCACAAUGUUGACUGUUCCGAGCCACGCACGUCGUCGCGUCUUAUCGACAAGAUGACGGGCGAGUUUAUCGAGACGCAGUGCAUCAACCCUUCGUUCAUCGUCGGACAUCCGCAGGUCAUGUCGCCUCUGGCCAAGCGUCAUCGCGACAUUCCCGGACUGUGCGAGCGCUUCGAGGUGUUUGUGGCCACCAAGGAGAUCUGCAACGCCUACACCGAGUUGAACGACCCCUGGGUGCAGCGCGCCAACUUUGAGGAGCAGAGCCGCCAGAAGGACCAGGGCGACGACGAGGCACAGGGCGUCGACCACGUCUUCAUCGACGCCCUCGAACACGGUCUCCCUCCCACCGGUGGUUGGGGUCUCGGUAUCGACCGUCUGGUCAUGUUCCUCACCGACUCCAACUCGAUCAAGGAGGUGCUCGCCUUCCCCGCCAACAAGCCCCUCCCUACCGACAACAAGCCCCAGCCCGUCCCCGAGCUCGAGCCCGCGACCGAGUCUCAGGCCUAA